Paracoccidioides lutzii Pb01 is the source of this 2673-nucleotide messenger RNA. RefSeq lists its product as hypothetical. The record is from RefSeq and is a predicted model, not a curated record. The coding region runs from base 1 to 2673 and encodes 890 amino acids. The transcript is spliced from 9 exons. Gene Ontology annotation, biological process: metal ion transport; transmembrane transport. Gene Ontology annotation, cellular component: membrane. Gene Ontology annotation, molecular function: metal ion transmembrane transporter activity.
AUGAGCAAUCCCACGAGAGCGUUAACGACUGCUGGAAAUCUCCCCGAGGUAACCCUAUCGAAUAAAUACACGUCCAUAUUCCUAGUCGUAGUGUAUGAUACUAUAUUUGCUAAUCCCAACCAGGCCAAUCCCCCUGACUUUUCAGACAUUUGGAAAGUCAUCCUUCAACCCGGCGCAGCAGAGGAUGAGCAGUUUGUAAGAAAAUACUACAAAGGGCGCGGAUCCCUCUCCAUUCAAAACCUAGUCACGCAGCCUCGUCCAUGGAUGUCGUGGAGUUACAGAGCUGCCUAUCGAAAGCUUUUUGCGCUCUUAGAGCAGGCUUCAUUGGACUACAAGUUACGCUGCCGGGUCCUGUUUGAGGAGUUGUCGGUGGAUAAUGAUCGAUAUCAGCCGCGAAAUCUGGUUUACAAUGAGGCCCAUGCUCCUCUGUCUGUCAUAUUUGACGCUCUGAAGACGAUUCCAGCAACGGUGCUAGAAGCAGAUCGUCCGGCGGAAAAGAUCAAGGGUACUGCGCAUGUUAAAAAGUUUGCUCGGAUACUACAUGUAACGGAUAUUUCGCCGCUGGUGCUCAAUUGUAUCUUUGGGACAUCUUCAAGUCUAGAUAUGAGUCACAUCGCGGCAUUUGUCGAUAGAAAUCUGAACGGUUUGAAUUGGGCGAAAGUGAAUCUGCUCCAGCUGCGAAACACGAGCUGGUCUUCAUACAUAUACGAAUACCAUUUUUCUUUCUAUUACGUCACCUUGGACUUUUUCGAACUGGGUACAGUGAAACCUGAUCCCCGCCAGAUUCGAAGGUCGUGUCCAUUCGGGAAGCGGAAGUGUGACACUUAUUUUAAACCUCGUUAUGCGAAAGAAACGGGCGCUCGGUUCUUUCGAUCUUAUGAUCCCGGUCAAUCCCCUGGCCAACUUCUACUGUAUUGGAUUGUUGUGGCUUUGUUUCAUGCAAGAUCAAGAUGGGAAAAUGCCAUCGAUGCGCUAGACGCGGAGAUGAAAUCGCCGUCUGAUGUCGUAUUCAUGGAGGACAGAAGUGAUUUGAUGGCCGACGACCCGCAGUUCUCCUUGUCCAAAACAUACUUCUGGGCUCUUCAAACAUAUAAACUAUUUGAGCGCACCCUAGAGCAAACAAUCGCAACCUGGGAAACUUUCAAAAUCGACUCCCUGCCCAAAAUUCAGGAUGGAAGGAUCAGCCCUGAAGAUUGGGAUGCUGGAGUCAGUAACAUCGAACAGGGAAUCGAACUCCUUAAACCCAAAAUAGUUCGCAUCCGACGGGGUAUACAGGAUGUAAGGGAUCUUCGAGAGGGGCUCCAAUCGACCGCUGCUGUAUUUGAUAGCCGAACUGCCGUUCGCCAGGGGGAAAAUAUUCGCCUAUUAACAUACAUCACAUUGCUUUUCCUCCCCCUUUCCUUUGGCACGGGCAUUUUUAGUAUGCAAUUCAUCGAGUCCAACUCGAGCACGGUCAACGCCUUCGCCAUCACCUUACCUAUCAUCACAAUCGUCAGUGCUCUCGUAAUUUUCAACCUCAACGCACUCACUGCCGCAUUCGACUCUGCAGUCCGCAAAGCUACAUUCGGUCUUCGAGGAAGGAUGAAACUCCAUCACAGAAAAGAUUGGAAACAGAGAGCCCUAGCCCUGUAUCAAGAUGAUAUAAGUGCAGAGCCACCGGUACGAAAAGCUUCCAAACAGAGUAGCCAUUGGGUUUACAUACUUUUCUUGAUCGAGACUGCCACAAUUCUGUUACCCGUUUCAGAACUUGAUGCCGCACUUCGUUUUUACGGGAUUUUUGAUUCCAAAAGCGAGUGCGACCAAGACGAUGAUGAUAUCACAGACAAAGAAGAAGCUCGCAUACAUCGCCCUGGAAAUAAUAGACGAAAGGAAGUUCUAAGGAGGGUGAAAAGAGCCGCACAGCAAGCGGAGGAGCAGGAAUGGAGACGCAGAGAGGAAGAUAAAGGGACGGUAAUCGUAUUUUUCAGACGUUCCUAUCGUAACAGCCUUCAUGUAUCACGGGCUCUAAUGGGUAUCAUUUUCAACUCCUUGAGGCUUCUUCUCAUACCGAUCUGGAUCGUCCUGCUCUGCACAGAGUACAUUUUGGUAUUAGCCGCCUUCACACUUUUAAGCAGAUCCCAUCCUCACCCCACCCAACCCAGUCCUAACCCACCAGCUCAUGCUGAAAAAUCAUCACGUUCCCACUCCUCUUUCGCGCACGCAUGGCGUUUGCUCGGGCUCAACACCCUUACUGUCCCAAAUCGACCCCGUCUUUUCUGUCCCGACUCCUCAGGUUCCUCCGAAAUCUCCACCCCAGAUAACACCCUCCCACCAAUCCACAAUAAAGGGAAGUCACCAACAGCAACCAAAGACGUAGCCCUCAAAAGACCACAGAUAGCAGCAGCUUCCCCGCCUACAUCUUCUGAAUCACACCGACUGCGUCACUCCACAAAACUCACUCUUCAAUUGGGACCCGAGAACGAUCCCAAAAGAGCAUCCUCAAUAAUAACUCGAGAAGAAAAUAUGUCAACACCUUCAUCACGCUCAAUUCCCCAAACACCACCAACCGCAAAUGUUGAGGUAAGGGUAUUUGACCUCGAGCGGUCGCGGAGGACGGCGCGGGCAAGGCUAGCAAGAGCGGCGAAUGUUACGAGCCAGUUUGACCCGCAUGAUUUGGAGGGGGGAGAUAUAUAA